Molecule: messenger RNA, 2184 nt
Organism: Penicillium atrosanguineum
Lineage: Eukaryota; Fungi; Ascomycota; Eurotiomycetes; Eurotiales; Aspergillaceae
Product: fungal specific transcription factor domain-containing protein
Exons: 5
Coding region: 1-2184 (727 amino acids)
Biological process (GO): DNA-templated transcription; regulation of transcription by RNA polymerase II
Cellular component (GO): nucleus
Molecular function (GO): RNA polymerase II cis-regulatory region sequence-specific DNA binding; DNA-binding transcription activator activity, RNA polymerase II-specific; zinc ion binding
Source: RefSeq, a predicted model, not a curated record
AUGGCCGAAGUGCAAAAUGGGCAACCUGAUGGACUGUUUGAAGACCCUCAUCUCCGCGAGACACGACCUGGGUUAGAUCUAUCGGGAUCGUUCCAGCCAAGUAGCUUUAACGGAGAGACGGUGCUAGCUAAUAAUACGAUGCCGCCCUCGGAGCUUAAUAUCCAGAGUGCAGACUUAGGUCACUUUGCCGAGUCGCAUCCAAGGUCGAAAAGAGUCCAAUUAUCAGAUGCCAAUGAUCUUGAUCAGAAUCAGGAUCAACCCACCGUUCCAGUGACAGCGGGUGUUGGCGUCAUUGAAGACCUGCAGAUGCGAGUCGUCAAGCUCGAGGAACAACUCCUCGCACUGCGUUCCCAAGGGACCUCCGGGCCGAUCAGAGAUAUCCCCGUGCAGAGUUCAUGGCCACAGGCCGAUACAACCCAGUCGAAUUCUGACUUCCUUGGAACUCUUGUAGUCAAGGGAUCUCGCUCCCGCUAUCAUGGACAGAACAACAGAGUCACACUACUCAACGAGUUUGCUGAUGCGAAAGAAUUCAUCAACCAGUGCUCCAGUGACUCGGCUCUCGUGGGACUGGCCAAAGAAGUGCAAUUUCUUCAGUCUAAGUCCCAAUUGGCGAUUUCUUCGCCGGAGUCACUCUCUUGCUUGGACACCUUACCUGAGACGCAGCAUCUCUUGGAAUCUCUACCACUAAAGCCUCUUUGUGACCAACUGCUUGAGGUCUACAUGAAGAAUUUUGAGAGGACGCUCAGAAUUGUUCACAUCCCUUCACUUUUGCGUCAGUACGAGGUCUUCUGGGACACUUCAGACCCCGAGAGUUCCACUCCUUCAGCAUCAUCUUUUGUCCCACUCCUUAUGUCAAUAUUGACUGUGGCUGCUUGUUUCGAGUCACCUCCACCUGCAUCUGAACACUCGGCAUCGUGGGAUGAUUUGAAGCAAAACGCACCUCGCCUCAUUCAAAAUUGGCUGAAGCAACUCCCACGGAAGAAAACAGUCGAGCUGUUCUCUCUUCAGGUGCAAACGCUUCACCUUCUCUCUUCUCAACUGCGCCUCGUAUCAGUUGAAGAACAAUGGAAGACAAGCGGUGCCCUCGUUCGAUCUGCCAUGACUAUGGGUCUUCAUGUCAAUCUCUCCAAAGCCACGAACCUGUCAUUUUACCAGGCAGAGGUCCGACGCAGACUAUGGAUUACCAUCGUUGAGGUGGAUCUUCAAGCGUCUAUUGCCUCAGGCAUGCCUGUCAUGACACCGGAUCUUGUUCUUGGCCCUCUAACUCCCAAUAAUCUCGACGAUGGAGACUUUGACGAAUCAACACCCGACUUGCCACAGUGCAAACCCUUGGAUGAAGAAACUGAUUCGUCUUCUCAAAUUGCCCUAGCAAAUUCUUUAUCCCAAAGAAUUAGAGUUAUGAAGACUGCGCAACAUACAAAUGCGCGUGACAGUCUUGAGGAGCGCAUUAAACUGGGACGUGAACUCGAGCAGAUUUUACAUAGUACUCCAUCCUACUUGAGGCCGGAUCCCGAAUUGGGAAGCCAUGACCCAUCUUUUGUCCUACAGAGUGUUAUUCUGGACCUUUAUCUCCGCCGUCCUCUACUCUGCCUCUAUCGCCCUGUUAUCAAUAACCCCCCCACCAAUUGUGACGACCCAUCGUUUCACGAAGUACAAAGAAUAUGUCUUGAAUCUUCACUGGCAAUUAUCUCCUACCAAGACCAAUUUGAUCCCGACAUUUCCGACCUCGAUGACUCUAAUUUGAACACGUACUGGAACGCGUUCGGCACACUCUUCCAGAAUGACAUCCUCUUGUCUGCUCUUAGCAUCUGCAAACACAUGAGACUCUCUAACCAACACUUAGCUAUUCAAUCACCAUCCAAUGCCUUUUCAUCUGAAAGUCCAGCCCAUUAUCAGAUGCAUAGCAAAGCUAGCCUGGUACACGCUGUUGAGAACACACUCGCCACUUUGACUCGUCGAAUCGGCGAGAAAGCCAGUAAUAUGAAAGAUGUUCUUCUUUUAGCAGUUGUCUUGCAUACGAUUCAGUCCAAUGAGGCUAUUUUGCCAUCUGAUACCCAGGCGCAGUUCACUUCUACUCCUCAGAUACCUGAUCUGUCACAAUCAUCUCUACUCGCGACCGAAUUCAAUAAUUUUGAGACUGAUCUAUUUUCGUUCGAUGAUGGGUCGUUCAUGUGGAAUUUAUGA